Striga asiatica is the source of this 318-nucleotide messenger RNA. NCBI's taxonomy places the organism in Eukaryota, Viridiplantae, Streptophyta, Magnoliopsida, Lamiales, Orobanchaceae. The record is from the annotation of a GenBank genome assembly.
AUGCAGAAAUAUGACCGGACGACCAAUAUUUCAAGUAGGGUUUCCACACAAUCCGAAGCAAAAUCCUUGAUACCAAACGCCACUCGGGAUGCAAAAGACAAAAUGAAAACGACGAUUGAUAGGACUAAAUCAUCAUCAAUUGAGCCGGGAAAGCAUAUUGAGGCAAAAGUCGACGGUAUGAAAUUUUCGGGUAGCUCAAGAAAGAAGCCCCGAGCUCAAGUCACUUGGAGGGUGCCUCACGAGAAGAGAGGCGAAAAAGAGCCCGGGUUUAACUUGGACUAUUUGCCCCCGAAAACACAUCCCGGGAUCCAUAAUUGA